AUGACUGCUUCUCUCCAGACUUAUAAGCUAAGUAACGAAAGUACCUUGUUUACUUUAAUAAUGCGGAUUGAUGCAUCUGUGUCGCUGCUGGCUGCACUUUGCUCCGCAGCACUAGCAAUUGCUAAUACGGCCUCGCUCUCUAGCCGUGGCAUUUCAAAAGACCCGUCAUGCCCAGACGACUGGUUUUGCGAGCAGAAAGGCUGUGACCUGACCUGCGCAGCUGGAGAUAUUUGCAUUUCUUUUGAAGGAACUGCAUGUGGUACUGAUGGAGUUUGCUGCCACGGCAAUUGUUACAAGCCUGGUACUGCAUGCUGCGAUGAUAGUACCAUCCACUGUACUAUUGGUAACCUGUGUCUCGCUCGCCCUAGUGGUGACAGCUGCAGAGCAGGAACAUCCACUAGUACUCGAGUAUCUCGAUCAUCAACCUCUGCCCCCCCUAUUCAGCAACCUCAGCCAACAUUUACAAGUAGGCGUACUACUGUGCUAUCCACACCAGUCGUGACAACAAAGGCAUCGUCAGUAACAUCUUCGGCACAAACGUCAGCGAGGUCAACCACAACUACUACUACUGCUGCAGCAAAGCCUACUAUCUUGCAGCAAGUCGGCGACUUUCGCUACGCAGGGUGCCUUGCUGAUGGGGCUACGCCCGUGCUGGUUGUUGAUCACACCUCUAAUCCUAGCCAGAACGGCAUGACUGCUGAGAAGUGUGUUGAUCUAGCGCUACGAAAAGGCUUACGUUAUGCCGGCGUUGAGUCUGGUUCGGAGUGCUUUCUAGGAAACACCCUUCAUGGCUCUGAUAAGAAGCCAGACGGUGAUUGUAACAAAGUCUGCGCAGGUGCACCAACUGAGUACUGUGGUCAGGCCGACAGGCUUCAAGUUUAUGAGAACCGGAAAUGGAGCGAUCCGACUCUGGACGAGUUAACUAAUGCACUGACCGUUUACAACAGGACUUUGUUCCAAUUGUAUCAGCUCAACAACCAAUACCAAAGCCUCAUUCAACGGUGGGCAGAUGCGCAAAAGGGUGGUAAAAAACGAGCAUCGUUCUUUUCUAAGAGAGCCCCAACAAUUACGGUUACAGAGCUGCGUAGGGGUCUAGCCGAUAUUCAAAGACAAUACCCUACUCAUCGCCAAGCACUUGCUCAGGCAUCCACAGAAGGAGGUAGAUUGUUUCUACGUGGGGCGAGCUUGGAUGUUGUGCGAACUGGAAACCCAUUUGUAGAUCCCCCAAAUUUACAAAGGGCGCAGAACGCUUUUGACAUUCCUCUCCAACCACUUGAGCGAGUUCAAUCGGCGAUAGAGGCCGAUAUACAGUCCAUUGAUUCAACACCUUCCACUACACCACUUCUCGAUACUGCCGGCGACUUGGCUAUCGUCGGAGCUGCUGGAACUGCUAUUGGCAUCUUGGCGGGGUCGACCUUGGAAAAAAUCGCACUUGGCCAGGGCGUUUUUGCCCUUCUUGCUCUUGUAUUUUUGUCUCUGCAUCCAUCGACGACACCAGGCAAUCCAACGACCACACCCUUACUACCACCGUCAGCGACUACAACAAUCACCUCUUCUACGUCGUCUGCUGCCCCUUCUGCUACCCCAUACUUCCUCGUUGCAGCAAAUGGUGUUUCGAGUGGUCAAUUCAAAGCAUUUACAGAGGAAUUAAAUGAAAAAGUUGAAACCAAAGUCAUCAACAAUCUCUUCGGUAUUGCGCGGGUGGUAGAUUUGACUGCCAGCCAACUCAAACGAGCCAGGGAGAGCCGGUUCGUGUUUUCGGCAACUCUUAACAAUAACGCACGGGUGCCAGAUUCAACAACAUUUAAGCAAAGCAACACAUCGAAUGUCUUGCAAGCGUCAAAGCUGAGCAAGCGGGCUGACCCUCAGAGAGGAACGGCCCUUCCCGGUAGCUAUUCCAAGCCAAUAAAACUUCAUGGCCACAGUGGAAACCCUCCCUAUAGCCUUGCUCAUCUGCAGUCCCUCUCUAGGGCAUGGUUUCCACAGGGCAUUGACAAUCGAUACCAAUACAACUAUGAAGCUGAUCCGGGCGCUGGUACGUUCAUAUACAUCACAGAGCCAGCCGAUUUCACCCAUCCAGAGUUUGCCCAGGUCCGUCAGGAACGAAUCACUAUUAAGAGCCCGACUAGCGACCCAGCUAAGCUUGAUAGGGUUCAUGGAACAGCGGUUGCCUCAAUGGCAUCCGGAUAUAGGCUUGGAGUUGCCGCGUCAGCAACACUUAUAUCUGUUGACAUGUCGUUUGAAGAAGCCGAUAUGUUUGAGGCUCUCUUCGAGGUAUACGAAGAUAUUGUACGCAAAGACAGACAGGGAAAGGCUGUUGUUAACAUGUCUUGGGGAAUGCAAGGUGACCCUGACUCUAAAAGUUGUCUUCCCGAGUUUUGGCUUGCUAAAGUAAUUAAGCAAUUACAUGAGGAAGGUGUUGUCGUGGCCGUCUCGGGCGGCAAUAACGGGGAGGAUCCCGUCGAUCCAACGUUCGCGACACAUGCUCCUCGGUGUUAUGCCACUUUUAUGGACGAUCUGAUAGUGGUUGGUUCUGUUGAUAUAACUGGCAAGAGGUCUGCAUUUUCGGGCAAGUGCGACGCUGCCAAUACCACGCCAAACUGUAUGACUGCAUAUGCUGUUGGUGAAAACGUUCUUGCAGCAGAUUCCACCACCAGAAGGAGGACUUUUGUUAGUGGCACAAGCUUCGCAACAUCUAUCAUCUCAGGUUUAGCCGCAUACCUGUUAACUCACCCUAGCGGUGCUAUUCAUCAAAGGAUUUUUGGUUUUGGAACAGACAAAAUAGCUGAAGGAGUUCGUGAGGUUAUUGAAGAAUGGAGUUGGAGCCGCAUGCCAACUGGUGGUGUCGACUGGCCUAAUGUGGCCUGGAAUGGUGUCGUUGAAUAG
Messenger RNA from [Torrubiella] hemipterigena, 2886 nucleotides. The record is from the annotation of a GenBank genome assembly. Lineage: Eukaryota; Fungi; Ascomycota; Sordariomycetes; Hypocreales; Clavicipitaceae.